GUCCCGUUGACUCCGCAACCAGACGAAGACGACGACGAAGCUAUAGACAUUGACAACGUGGACGAUGAAGACGCAGACCCCAGCGUACAGGCGGACAGUCCAGAGGGCGGCGACGACGACGAGGUGGGAGAGGGCAGUACACCAGCGAGAAGGCCGCGUGGGCGUCCACGAGGGCGGCCGCGGGGCUCUGGCGCAGGAACCCCGCGCACGCGCGGACGAGGGCGCGGCCGAGGACGUGGGCGGGGACGAGGUAUAACUAUCAAACUCCCGAAGCGUGGCGGGGAUGAAGAGGUGGAAAUGCCUGAGCUCCCAGAGGGCGCCGAGGGAUACAUCCAGGAGGAGAGCGAGGGUCCUAUGGGUGGCGGAAGGCCCUUCAAGCGCAUACAGGGCAAGAUAUACAUCAUGGACGGGGACGAGUACAUCACCGAGGAUGACCCCAAGGGCGACACGAAGAUUGACAAGAACGGUGACUUGCUUGGUGGUGAGAGAUUUAAGGCGCAAACAUUUGUGCUACCAAAUCGACACCCCGAACGCAAGUAUAUGCUUGCCAUUGACGCGGCGCGCACGUCCGGCUUCCGCGACUCGCUGUACUACUUCCGCCGGAAUCCUCUGGCACUGAAACAGAACGCGUCGCAGUGGGAAAAGGAGCACCUCAUCGAGCAAGGGAAGCUCGGCUCACAUCUGAAGACGCGAAGCGUAACCCUUGUCACUGCGCGCAGCGCGUUCAAGCUACACGGUGCUAAAAUGCUGCUUGGGGGGAGAUGGGUCGUCGACGACUACUACGAGGACAAAGUCCUUGAAGAGAUCACCGCCAAAGGCCUCAAGCCGGGAGACUACGUUGGGGAACUCCAAGACCCCUCCGCGGCUGCCAACGAAGCUGCCGCGCUCGCUGCAGGCACCUCGGGUGGCGGAGCGCAAGGUGGCAAGGGUGAUCGUAGUGGCGCGGUGCUCGGUAUAUAUCGCGCCGGCGGGCCCACUACGAUCUUCGGCGGCUCUGGGUGGGGCCCGUACAGCGACGGCCCGCUAAACGCAGUGCGCAAGUCGUACCUCACACGCGAUGGCGUGAACGAGGAGAACUGGAUGUAUGCGGCGGCGGAGCGCACCGUUGAGGCCACGAGCGACUGGACCCGGCUACGACAGGAGAACCUAAAGCUCGCCGGGGGUAUCUACGGCGACGUCGUGGGGACCGAGCGCGGUGAGAAGCGUGAGGCAAUGGAUGCACCGCAGAGUGAGGGCAGCAGGAAGCGGCGUGCGAGGGAAAGCGAAUUGCCUCUUGGCGUAUACGAGCCGCAGACAGGUCUUCUCUUCUACCGCUCGGACACACAACCUACACAAGCCCGUUGGGAGGCGCUUCCACCCCAAGGUGAGAAGCGGCAGGUACUCGGCGGCGCCAAGGUCGGCGGGGGCGCGUGGGGUCUCGCAUGGGUCGAUACUACGAUGGAGGUGCCAGAGACCAUUGAAGACCGAUGGGCGCGAGAGAGGGCACCGUACCAGGAUCUCAUAUCCCUACCUUCGUGAUCGUGUCUGCAGGCGAUGAGACUAGCUACUAGCGCGAUCGGACAUUGUACUGUACAACCUC
Molecule: messenger RNA, 1579 nt
Organism: Trametes versicolor FP-101664 SS1
Lineage: Eukaryota; Fungi; Basidiomycota; Agaricomycetes; Polyporales; Polyporaceae
Exons: 4
Coding region: 298-1518 (406 amino acids)
Source: RefSeq, a predicted model, not a curated record